AUGACAUCUGCUAGGCUUCUUCUGUCGGCCAGAGCACUUAACACCUCUAGGCUGCAACAAGUGGCUGCCAUUUUGACUCAAUCUGCUCCUGCUACUUCGGCUGCUGCCGGUAGAAUAAAUUCCACCCGAAAGAAAGUGGGUUACUCCAGAAGAUACGUGUCAUCGGCCAACGGAAUUGGUUCAACUGGUACUAGAUCUACCGUCAUCCAAUUGUUGAACAAUAUCAGUAGCAAAAGAGAGGUUGAACAAUAUUUGAAAUACUUCACUUCGGUGUCGCAACAGCAAUUUGCCGUCAUCAAGGUUGGUGGUGCCAUCAUUAGCGAUAAUUUGCAGGAAUUAGCAUCAUGUUUGGCGUUCCUAUACCAUGUGGGGCUUUAUCCAAUUGUUUUGCAUGGAACAGGGCCCCAGGUCAACGGUAGAUUGGAAGCUGAGGGAAUUGAGCCAGAUUACAUUGACGGUAUCAGAAUCACUGACGAGCAUACCAUGACAGUAGUCAGAAAAUGCUUCCUGGAACAAAACUUGAAGCUCGUCACUGCUCUCGAACAACUGGGGGUCCGCGCAAGACCAAUCACUUCCGGUGUUUUCACGGCUAACUACCUGGAUAAGGAGAAGUAUCAACUGGUCGGCGAUAUUACUGGUGUCACCAAAGAUCCAAUUGAAGCUUCAAUCAAGGCUGGUGCUUUACCAAUUUUGACGUCUCUAGCUGAGACCCCAUCUGGCCAAAUGCUGAAUGUUAACGCUGACGUUGCUGCUGGCGAGUUGGCACGCGUCUUCGAGCCUUUGAAAAUUGUCUAUCUAAAUGAGAAAGGUGGUAUCAUCAAUGGCGAAACCGGUGAAAAGGUUUCAAUGAUCAACUUGGAUGAGGAGUUCGAAGAAUUGAUGCAGCAAAGCUGGGUUAAAUACGGUACCAAACUGAAGAUCAAGGAGAUCAAGGAAUUGUUAGACUAUUUGCCACGUUCGUCUUCCGUGGCGAUCAUCAAUGUGCAAGACUUGCAGAAAGAGUUAUUCACUGAUUCUGGUGCUGGUACUAUGAUCCGCAGAGGUUACAAAUUGAGCAAGAGAACGUCUUUAUCGGAGUUCCCAUCAGCUGAUGUGUUGAGAAACGUUCUGCAAAAGGAUGCCGACAUCGCUUCGGGCAAGCAGACAGUCGCUUCCUAUUUGAGAGACCUUGAAAACACCGACUUUGUUGUUUACUCCGAUGAGCCUCUGGACGCGUUUGCAGUCAUCAAAAAGGACUCUCAGGUUCCAGUUUUGGACAAGUUUGUUUGCAACGAUUCAGCGUGGUUGAAUAACGUUACAGAUAAUGUUUUCAGUGCUAUUCGUCGCGAUAUGUCUACUUUGCAAUGGGUUGUCAAUGAGGAUGAUGCGAACAUCGCUUGGCAUUUUGAUAAGUCUCAAGGCUCCUAUCUGAAGGACGGAAAAGUACUAUUCUGGUAUGGUAUCGAUGACAUCAACACGAUUUCUGAGUUAAUCGACUCCUUUGUUCGCAGGGUUUCAAACCGGGUUGGUUCCAAUACUAGCAAUGUUUUCUCCACCGGCCAUGCAAAAAGAUCUUACUCCACCAGGUCUGCUCCUAAGCCAGAAGGUACGAAUAAGAGCACUGGUCGUGUUGCAUUGAUUGGUGCCAGAGGUUACACUGGUAGAAAUCUAAUUUCAUUGGUUGACAAUCAUCCUUUCUUGGAGAUCGCGCAUGUUUCUUCCCGUGAAUUGAAGGGGCAAAAGCUAGACUACUACAAGAAGUCCAACCUUGUUUACGAAGCCCUGCAGAUAGAUGAUAUCAAGGAAUUGGAAUCCAGAGGAGACGUCGAUUUUUGGGUUAUGGCUUUGCCAAACAACGUCUGUGAACCAUUUGUUCAAGCCAUUGAAAGCGUCGGAGGCAAGUCAAAGAUCGUGGAUCUUUCUGCGGACCACAGAUUUGUUCCAGAGACUGAGUGGGUUUACGGCCUUCCAGAACUUAACAGUAGAGAAAGAAUCGCAGCGGGUAAGAAGAUCGCAAACCCUGGUUGCUACGCCACAGGUUCUCAGCUUGCGCUAGCCCCAUUGGUCGAAUUUAUGACUGGCUUACCAACCGUCUUCGGUGUGUCAGGCUAUUCCGGGGCAGGUACCAAGCCCUCUCCUAAGAACGAUCCAAAGUUCCUAAGCAACAACCUAAUACCAUAUUCCCUGACGAACCACAUCCACGAGCGGGAGAUUUCCACCCGUUUGGGCCACGAAGUCGCCUUCGUUCCCCACGUUGGCCAAUGGUUCCAAGGUAUCUCUCUGACAGUUUCUGUUCCAAUCAAGCAAGGUUCGUUGACCUCCGACGAUCUCAGUGGUCUCUACAAGAAAUUCUACGAGGGCGAGAGACUAGUCCACAUCGCAAAUGACAUUCCACUCGUGAAAGAGAUUAGCGGUACUCAUGGUGUUGUGAUUGGCGGCUUCAAAGUCAACGAAUCUAAGGAUCGCGUUGUGCUGUGCGCUACUAUCGACAACCUGUUGAAAGGUGCUGCUACUCAAUGUCUACAGAAUAUCAACUUGGCUCUCGGAUACGGUGAAUACGACGGUAUCCCGAGCAACAAGAUCAUCGGCUACUGA
Torulaspora globosa is the source of this 2574-nucleotide messenger RNA. RefSeq names its product bifunctional acetylglutamate kinase/N-acetyl-gamma-glutamyl-phosphate reductase (gene ARG56). Bases 1 to 2574 code for a protein of 857 amino acids. Gene Ontology annotation, molecular function: N-acetyl-gamma-glutamyl-phosphate reductase (NADP+) activity; NADP+ binding; NAD binding. Gene Ontology annotation, cellular component: cytoplasm; mitochondrial matrix; mitochondrion. Gene Ontology annotation, biological process: L-arginine biosynthetic process. NCBI's taxonomy places the organism in Eukaryota, Fungi, Ascomycota, Saccharomycetes, Saccharomycetales, Saccharomycetaceae. The transcript has a single exon. The record is from RefSeq and is a predicted model, not a curated record.